Messenger RNA from Drosophila serrata, 609 nucleotides. It is a transcript of the gene Acp65Aa, whose product is annotated as Adult cuticle protein 65Aa. NCBI's taxonomy places the organism in Eukaryota, Metazoa, Arthropoda, Insecta, Diptera, Drosophilidae. Gene Ontology annotation, molecular function: structural constituent of chitin-based larval cuticle. Gene Ontology annotation, cellular component: chitin-based extracellular matrix. The record is from RefSeq and is a predicted model, not a curated record.
AGCCGCCAGUUAGUGUGCCAGCAAUCCCCGAGAACUCGAACCGAACACCAACAUGAUGAAAUUGAUGCUAGUCGUUGGCUCGAUGGCCCUGCUUCUGGCCCUGGCCAGUGCCCGGCCCCAGGGCGACGUGGAGGUGGUGGAGUACGAGUCGGAGAACAUCGGCCUCGGCGGCUACAAGUUCAGCUACAAGCUCAGCGACGGCACCAGCCGCACGGAGGAGGGUGUGGUCAACAAUGCGGGCACCGAGAACGAAUCCAUCUCCAUCCGCGGCUCCGUCAGUUGGAUUGCUCCCGACGGUCAGACGUACACCAUCAACUUUGUGGCCGACGAGAAUGGCUUCCAGCCGGAGGGCGCCCAUCUGCCCAAGUAGAAGUAAAAACACCCAUCCCCGGCCAUAGAGUGAGGUGCUGAGGUCCUGGCCCCUGCCAGCUGUCUCUCGUCCCGUGGCAGCCGGGCAAGUCGGUCAGUUGGCCUUUAAGGUUAGUUAGUGAUCAGUCAGUCAGUCAGUCAGUCAGUCAAGUCAGUGUCGUGCAUUGUUUCUCUAUUCCUUGUUACUCGCAUUAAAGCCGAUCUUUUGAUUCUCGAAAUAAAGUCGUUUUUCUUGUGGAA